UUUGUCUCCAUAACCAGGGUUUUAUUGAAGAGUGAACUGUUAUGGAUGUGGAUAGCAUUGGUCUGAAUGAGGUUCGUCCGGCAGUAUAUCGAGCUGCUCUAAAGCUUCGCUCAUUACAAAAACUAUGUCAGAUGCACCUCGUGUCACUGCAGGAUUUGCGCCCAGUUUUACGUACUUUAUGUUCUGGGGAAUCAAUGAUAAGUCUUGCUCAAGAAGAUGUACAGCAGCUUCUAGAAGAGCUAUUCCAGAGCCUUUCACAUGAACUUCCUGGUCAGGCAGUACCUGAAGCCACAGAUCAAACCACCAGACUUCUCUUUAAACUGUUUGACAGAGAGCAAACCGGGGUUAUUCUGCUCAGGUCUGUGGAGGCCGCGCUGAUCGCCCUCUGUGGAGACACUCUCUCAGCUAAACAGAAGGCUCUGUUCCGACUUGCUGAGAGCUACAGUGGGAAUCAGGAGAGCAACAGGGGCUCCAUCAGUCGAAGUGCACUCAGAGUCCUGCUGGAAGACCUCAGCCAGGUUCCAGCAGUGGUUCAAGAAAACCAUGUGUUUGGCCAUGCUGAAACUGCAGUGUCCUCCUGCUUCAAAGGGGUAAUCAGAGCAGAAGUGACUGAAGAGCAUUUUAUUGGCUGGCUACAGUCAGAACCCCGUCUGCUGUUAUGGCUGUCCACUCUCUACAGGAUUUCAGUGAGUGAGGCCGUACAACACAGAGUCCACUGCCAUGUCUGUAAAGCCUUUCCUAUCACUGGCCUCAGGUAUCGCUGUCUGAAAUGCCUGAAUGUACACCUCUGCCAAAGCUGCUUUCUGACUGAGAGACGCACCCGGAAACACAAGCCAUCCCAUCCUGUACUGGAAUAUUGCACUCAGCCAUCAUGGAAGGAGUCAAUAGCAUCACUGGCCUCCAGCGCUCGACAUGCUUUGGUGCCUCGACACACCCGGAGAGAAGCAGAGAUGAAGAGAGCCCUGAGAACAGGGUCCAGUGCCCCCUCUCCAGUGCUGCAGUUUGUGGAAGACCCAGACAUGCAUAAUGCUCCUGAAACAAGUCUGACUGCCAGUGCCACCCCUGCUGCGGUUACAGCAGAGUCUAAAGCCCUGCAGACGGAAGAGAUAGAGAUUCCUCAGAGAGACACAACUGAUCUCCAAAAAGACCUCAGUGUUACCCAGAAGGCCAUGAGGGAUCUGCAGAGAGAUAAAUGGCUCCUGGAGAAAGAGUUUCAGGUGUGGAGAGUUGCAGCCCAGUCAGAGCAUGAUUCACUGGAGGACAAAUGCACUGAGCUGAAGACCAUGAUGGAGACGCUCAACCAAAAUAAUCAGCAUCUGGAGGACGAACUGGACAGAGUCAGACAUGUGUUGAGUCGUAGGGACAGAGAUGAACCGAGAAUUGACUUUCAUUCCCAUUCAGACCUUCAACCAGAACAUGAUGACAUCAUUAGUGAGAAAGACUGGACACAACCACCUCAUGACAGCUCCAGUGGAGAAGAGGAGAUUGAGAAGGGGAGAGAAGGAGGAAUAGAAGUGGAGGAGGAGACUCUUUAUGAGGUAUCAGAAGACAUCUCUACGAAUCUGGAUGACACAGAUAGUGUUUUGAACCAGGACGUCCAGACAGCUUCGGGGCAGCAAGAGGACUUUGAGGAGGAGGGGCUACAGGAGGAACAGGAGGAGGAACUACCUGAAAGACAGGAUCUUUCUUUAUUCCAUCAGUCCAUGUCUGAUUUAGCACUGGAAGAGCAUUCAGGCUCAGACGACUCACAGAUGGAUGACGAGGAGGAACUUUGUGAGCUUGUACAGCAACUUAGAAAUGAGCUUUCUCUAUAUACAACCACAGGGUCUGUCUUUCUACAGAAGGAAAUGCUAAUGACGGCAGCAGAGGGAGUCCGAGACACCGUUUCUCAUUUAGUCACUUCCGUGAGGACCACCGGUUUGGCAUGAUGGCAGCCAAUCAUGGGUUGCAAAUAAACUUUCCCUCAUUUCCAACCAGUACAAGCCAAUUUUGUAAGUCUCAUCCCAUCACAAGGCUCAUGAUACAUUCAAAUUUACCAGCUCAAUUCACAAUUUAAUGCAAUAUAAAUAGAGGUUGCAACUCUUUUUCAAAAUUUACUUCACUAUUUAUAUUGGUAAUCUAAAUGAGACAUUGAGAGGCACCAGUAUUGACAUUCUGGAUGAUACUGAUAAGGCUAUUAUAUUCUUGUUCCUACAUGAAUAUUUGAUUUUGACUGGUCCAUUGCAAUUCAGUGGUCAAAUUAUUGGCAUAACAUCUGUUGUCAAGGGCAACAGUGUAUAACGUCUAAUACAGAAGCGUUCACUUUGCAUUUGGGUCUGUCUGGGUUUCU
This is a messenger RNA of Rhinichthys klamathensis goyatoka, 2329 nucleotides long. It is a transcript of the gene dytn, whose product is annotated as dystrotelin. The transcript has 14 exons. Gene Ontology annotation, molecular function: zinc ion binding. Gene Ontology annotation, biological process: synaptic signaling. Gene Ontology annotation, cellular component: plasma membrane. NCBI's taxonomy places the organism in Eukaryota, Metazoa, Chordata, Actinopteri, Cypriniformes, Leuciscidae. The record is from RefSeq and is a predicted model, not a curated record. Bases 42 to 1928 code for a protein of 628 amino acids.